CUCACACUACCACCACACUCACACCAGCGCCACCCAGCACAACACUUAACGAAAAGAGAACAGCUAGCUAGAGUAGAAGCUUAGUUCGAGAUGGCUGCGGCAAGGACUGCUUCGGCGGUGGUGCUGGCUCUGGUGCUGGCGGCGGCGGUGGUGGCGCCGGCGCGCGCCGCCAUGUCGUGCGCAACGGUGUACAGCACGCUGAUGCCGUGCCUGGAGUUCGUGCGGGAGGGCGGGACGCCGGCGCGGGGCUGCUGCUCCGGCAUCAAGGACCUGCUGGCCCAGGCCAACAACACCCCCGACCGCCGCACCGUCUGCAGCUGCCUCAAGAACGUCGCCAACAGCGCCGGCGACUCCACCAUCAUCGGCCGCGCCUCAGCGCUGCCCUCCAAGUGCAACGUCGCCCUGCCCUACAAGAUCAGCCCCAGCGUCAACUGCGCCUCGAUCCACUGAGGCGGCAUGGGCCGGGCUCGCCUCGACGCGCGUCUCCCGUUCGAGGAGCUGGUGAUGCCCGGAGAAUAAAUUGCUGCUAGUCGUAUUGAAGCUUAGCUAGGCUUUGGUGGUCAGAUCCGUGUUGUUCGAGCCAGCUAGCCGUCGUCGUUUCUGAUUUAUCUUCAGUUCAUGGUGUCGUACGUAGCCUGCUGGGCACUGGUCGGCUCCGCUUCCGCGAGCAGAGUGGUGAAUCCAUGUGUGCGCGUGCUUAAUUAGUAUAAUACUAAUAAUAUGCGUAUCUAUGUAAUGUGCGUGCUUUAUCCUAGUAAUGAUUUCAUCGUCAACUAUUUAGUA
Molecule: messenger RNA, 783 nt
Organism: Lolium perenne
Lineage: Eukaryota; Viridiplantae; Streptophyta; Magnoliopsida; Poales; Poaceae
Product: non-specific lipid-transfer protein 2B
Biological process (GO): lipid transport
Molecular function (GO): lipid binding
Source: RefSeq, a predicted model, not a curated record